Molecule: messenger RNA, 2069 nt
Organism: Solenopsis invicta (red fire ant)
Lineage: Eukaryota; Metazoa; Arthropoda; Insecta; Hymenoptera; Formicidae
Product: zinc finger protein 525-like
Exons: 2
Coding region: 818-1864 (348 amino acids)
Biological process (GO): regulation of transcription by RNA polymerase II
Cellular component (GO): chromosome
Molecular function (GO): chromatin insulator sequence binding
Source: RefSeq, a predicted model, not a curated record
CUACGUUAGUGAAAAUAUUUCAUUAAAAAAAUGUGAUAACUUUAAAAUCUUGAAAAAUUUGAUUUUAGGAAAAAUUUUUUGUAUAUCCUAAUAUUUACCUCUUCGAAACAAACAUUUUUUUCUUUUGAUUUUUUUUUUCAUAUUGUUACAAACAACAGAUAUGCUAAAUAAUCAUGUUACAGAAAACACUCUCUGUAAUUAUAUUUAUGAUUCUAUGAUAACAGUUGUAAUCUUUUUUUUAAAUAUCGUAUAAAUAUUAUAAAAAAAUAUCUAAAAAAUAUUUCUAUAAUAUAAAAUAUAAAAAUAUGCUAAUGUGCUGUAUAUUUAACAGUUUAAUGUAGAAAAGUUAUGCUAAGUCCGUUGUAUAGUCGUCCAGAGCAUAUUUUAUUACAUUAAGGACCACUUUAACCAACUUCGAUUAACUUUCGAUAAUUAACUCAAUCCACAGAGUUGUCAAUAUAGAAAGGAAAAUAGUUUAUUAUUAUUAGAUCAAGACGCAAAAUUUUUCUUUUGUCUCUUUAUAAUAUAUUUGAUCGCAUCUGAUAUAUUUUAUGGUUUUAAUAUGGCUGAAAUUGUUAAUUUUUUAUUAUAUAAUGAACACGUACUGUUGGCAAUAUUGCUGAUAGAAUUAAUUGUCGAUUAAAGUUAACUGAAAUUAGUUGAAGUAGCCUUUAAUCAUAUAAAAAUAAAUAUAUCGUAAUUAUUCUAUUACCCUAAGCUUCCUGCAUCAACAAAAUUUCUGUUUUUUAAACCCCUAGCAGAGAGGGUGAGAAUAAUUUCGAUUCUGCUCGUACCAAUGUGUCUUCGCAAAUUUUAGAUGCGAAUGAAGCUGAUAGGCAUCCUUGCCGGUCAAACGGCGUCGAACAAAACUGGAACGAAAACAUCGGUCCCCAAACGCAAAAAAGAGAAAAAGUCGCAGGUGAAAGAUUGCGAAGAAAAGCGUAAUUUGUUCGGCUGCGACGUCUGUCCUAAACGUUUCCAGAGUCAGUACUUAUUGAAACAGCACAUGCUCACACAUAAGGCAGAGAUCGUGCGUGGAUGCAAAACGGAAGUAAAAAAAGAGAAUUCCGCUUUCACUGAUGUAGUGCCGCGAAAUCAGGAAGCUCUCUCGUGCGUAACUUGCAAUUUCCGUUGUAAUAAGAGAUCCACGAUGAUCGCGCAUCUCGCCGAGAAGCACGAGAAAACCGCGGACAACAGUAAACUCAGCAGCAACAAGUUUAUCUGCAUCAUCUGCGGCUUGGUAUGCGCCCGCAAGGAGACUCUGAGAUCUCACUUCGUCCGCAAGCACACUCAUCACUUCAGCUACUCGUGUGAGCACUGCGGUAAGGAAUUCAAAAUCAAGGGCGAUCUUACCACGCACACUCGGCUGAAUCAUCGGGAACCACCAGUGAUAUGUGAUGUCUGCGGUAAGACUUGCCGGAACAGCCACAGUCUGUACACCCAUCAGAAGCACGCGCAUUACAAGGCGAAGUACGAGUGCCCGCUGUGCCAUCGGCGGCUCGUUACGCAGGAAAAUCUAGAUCAGCACAUGUUGACGCAGCAUGAGAGGAAAGAGAAGUCAGUGUGCGAGGAGUGCGGCAAAACCUUCUUCGAGAAUUACGAUCUGAAAAAGCACAUGAGGAUCCACACGGGUGAUAAGCCGUACGGUUGCACGGUCUGUGGCAGAAUGUUCGCCAGGCACAGCAGCCUGAGCCAGCAUCUCCUUCUGCACACCGGCGAGCGUAUCUAUACGUGCGAUGUUUGCGGCAAAUCGUUUGCUCAGAAGGCGGGUCUCAUCUGCCACAGGAAGAUCCACUCAGGCGUUCUGCCGCCCCUGCCCGUAAUACAUAUCGAUCACAUACUGAAGGAGUUUAUCAAGAAAUGAGAUCACGUGACUUGAAUUGUUGGUGCCUCGCGAUCUUUAUCUUUCAUUUUUUAUAUGAUAAAUAAAUAAUGUAAAUAUCGCGUUUGCAUUGCAAUCAAGAUAUAUUUCUGAUUGAUCACUGAAAUGUAAAGGAAAAAAAAUUGCAUAAGGUACAAGACACUUGCUCAUAAUGACUGAUGAUACAGAUAUAAAAAAUUCAAAUGAG